Molecule: messenger RNA, 4131 nt
Organism: Solea senegalensis (Senegalese sole)
Lineage: Eukaryota; Metazoa; Chordata; Actinopteri; Pleuronectiformes; Soleidae
Product: ATP-sensitive inward rectifier potassium channel 10-like
Exons: 7
Coding region: 1185-2447 (420 amino acids)
Biological process (GO): potassium ion import across plasma membrane; regulation of monoatomic ion transmembrane transport
Cellular component (GO): plasma membrane
Molecular function (GO): inward rectifier potassium channel activity
Source: RefSeq, a predicted model, not a curated record
CACAUUUUAAAGUACACAAAAAAGCCUACUCAAUUACAGUAACUGCGUGUAAAUGUAGUUCCUUCCUUUCCACCUCUGCAUACAGAAAUAUAAGGAAUCAAAUGUAUAAGUGUGAGUAUCCUCCACAUGCCCUGACAGCUCAUUGUAGGUUACACAAAAAUUGCACUUUUCUGAACAUUUUUAGCCAGGCACACUCACGGGGACUCUUCUGCACAUUAGACCAGUGGUCCUCAGCAGCUCCAACCACCUCCUUGCCUUCGCUCAAUUAAAUAAUGCUUUGUCACCCUUUCCUGAGGCAAAAGAAGGGGAGCCAUUCACCUCACGGAUGUGCCCCUUCAUGUGUUUGAGCUUAACAGGACGCUCUGUACAGACGCUCUUGGACACAGCAAAUGGUGGGCACAGGCUUUAUGAAUAGAGGUCUCUGUGGUCCCCCCAAAAAGAGUGUGUGCGUGUGUGUGUGCGCAUGUGUGUGUGUAUGCUGCAGGGGGUUGUUUGUUGGUGCACUUGCCGAGAAUGUGCGUGUGAGGCCCCCCAUGCAUGUGUGUGCUUGUGUUAAUCACUUUUUCUGGCCACACAACAACAAAUGUGGCCCGUAAACAUAAACACGAAUGAGAAUGGGCUCCAUUAAAGACUCCAUUUCGAUGCAUUUUGUGAACAUUUGUGUUUUUCCUGAUAGCGAAUUGAGACAGGAGCGAGUCGCAAUCAGUUAUUACAGCAAUUACACAGUCGUGAGCAGGACACGACAGGAAUUUAGGAGCGAGGGAAAGAAAGAAAGGGAGCGAGAGAGAGUGAGAGAGAGAGAGAGAGAGAGAGAGAGAGAGAGGGACAUGGAGGGAAAGAGUAAAAGUGAGAGAGGGAUGCCUCUUAUAAAGCCAAGUCCUGUCUCUAAGGGGAGAAUUUGCGAGCAGCGAGGCCAAGCUUUGGGUCAGAAUCAGAGGCCCGGUGAGCCAAUGACUGUACUAAUAAUUCUCCUUAAUGGUGUAUGAAUGUCCAGGGGACGCUGGCUGUUGAAGUUAUUCAUCCUGCAGAAUCACUAUCACAUCUGAUUCCCGUGAGCAUGUGCAUGACAACAAAGCAAACAUGUGGACAAGACGCUGAGGCUCCUCUCUCUCAAACCGUCAAUUAGUUUGCAAGCGCCCGCGGAAAAGGAAUUGAAUCUAGGAAUCGUGGCAUGUCUUGCUCAGAUGACGUCUGCCACACCUCCUUCCUCUCGUAGCUCCUCCCCCCAGAAGGUUUGCCACUCCCAGACACAGACUGAUGUUUUAAAACCCUUACUGGGUGGCAUUACCGGUGGGGGCGGGACUCUGAGAAAGAGGAGGCGUGUUCUCUCCAAGGAUGGACGAAGCAACAUACGAAUCGAGCAUGUCAGCGGGCGGGGCGCGCUCUACAUGCGUGACCUCUGGACAACAUUUGUGGACAUGCAGUGGCGCUACAAGUUCUUCUUGUUCACCGCGACAUUUGCAGGGACGUGGUUCCUGUUCGGAGUGCUUUGGUACCUGAUGGCGCUGGUGCACGGAGACCUCCUGGAGUUUGACCCUCCGUCAAACCACACCCCCUGUGUGAUGCAGAUGCAAACCUUGACUGGAGCCUUCCUCUUCUCCCUGGAGUCCCAGACGACCAUUGGCUAUGGUUUUCGCUGCAUCACUGAAGAAUGCCCGGCUGCCAUUGUCCUCCUCAUUAUCCAGCUGGUCAUCACCAUGCUGAUGGAGAUCUUCAUCACUGGUACCUUCCUGGCCAAGGUGGCUCGGCCAAAAAAGCGAGGAGAGACGGUAAAGUUUAGCCAACAUGCGGUGGUGUCGACCCUUGAAGGUCGACCGUGCCUGAUGAUCAGAGUGGCCAACAUGCGCAAGAGUCUUCUCAUUGGGUGUCAGGUGAAUGGAAAACUGCUCCAGACAUCUCUGACCAAAGAAGGCGAGACGGUUCGUUUGGACCAGAGAAAUGUCCCGUUCCAAGUGGACACGUCCAGUGACAGUCCCUUCCUCAUCCUGCCCCUCACCUUCUAUCAUGUCAUAGAUGAUGACAGCCCUCUGCGGGCCUGGGCAGCCAAGGGUGGAGGCUGGACAGAUCCAGAACUGGCUGAUUUUGAGUUGCUGGUGAUCAUGAGCGCUACAGUGGAGCCAACCUCCGCCACCUGCCAGGUCCGCACCUCCUACCUGCCUGACGAGAUUCUCUGGGGCUAUGAGUUUCCCCCUGUAGUCUCCCUUUCCCCAUCAGGUAAAUAUGUAGCAGACUUUGCCUUCUUCGACAAAGUGGCCAAGACCAAGACCAUGCCUAUUUUCAAACCAUCCAGCCCCCAGCACAACCACCAGAGCAACGGGGGUGGGAGUGUGUCUGAGGUGACCGAUUCAGAGAAGAUUCGUCUGGAGCAGAGCUACAGAGAGAGGGGAGGGGAUGACCGCGGCCGGGUCAGAGACACUCCACUCAGUGUUCGCAUCAGCAACGUGUGAACACGAGAGCAAGAAGUUCAGUGUAAACAGCAAAAACAUCACAUUUCAACACCUUUUGGACACUGUCUUUUCAGACUGCCCUGGACGUACAUGAGAAAGAUAUAUUGGUUACACCAAAUGACACAGAAAGCAAACAUGGACGAUUAUGAAUGACUUUAUGGUUACUUUAUAAUUGUCAUACGUUUGCUGGGGAGUUUGCAUGUUCUCCCCGUGUGUGCAUGGGUUUUCUCCGUGUUCUCCGAUUUCCUCCCACAGUCAAAAACAUGCUGGUUUGGCGAUUAGGCGAUUUGGACACUCUAAAUUGACGAUAGGUGUGAGUGUGAGAGUGGGUGGCUGUUUGUCUCUAUGUGUCCCCGUGAUGGACUGACGACCUGUCCAGGGCGUACCCUGCCUUCCGCCUUAUGCCUGCUGGGAUUGGCGCCAGCGUCCCCUGCUGGAAUAACAUACUACCUAACUACUAUUUACAUUUGAAUGUGAGAUUUAAAAAAGACACACAAGCAGUUGAGAGGAUCUUGGGCUGUUUGGGUAUUACCCCCAGAUCAGUAAUGCAAAAACUGUAAAUGAGUAAGUGAGUUUCAGGCUUGAGUGGGUGCAGUGUUUCCCCCUCAACACUUAGGAUUUUUUUUUAUAUUUCCCAUUUGCUAAAAAUAAACAACUCACUGCCUGAGUUUCAACACAAAUGUGUGUAUCAUACGUGGCAUUACAUGAACACUAAAGCACUUGAGAUUAAUCUAUGUGACAUACGUGUAGCACUAAAGUUGAAAAUGAAAAUGCAAGUGUGCUUAACUGUGGUUUGAGGUAGUCUCUAUGCUGUGUCACUCUAUUGGCACGAGUGCAACUGUCACUGCUGUUAGCACUUUAUGUACAUUAUGUACAAUUGCACCUUAGAAAGGUUAGCUGUUUGGGAUCUAACCUUAGGGGAGAUGUGAUCUUUUUUUAAGCACUAAUAAAAGCACCUACAUGUUAAAUGUCAGUUUAUUAUUAUUUACAACAGAUAGUUGCUGUUGUUUUUUGUUGUCUCAGUGGCUUUCAGACGAUUCAUGGAUCGUCACAGACACAUAAGACAGAUUUUUCUUUGUGGAAAAGGAGACGUGGUUUUCUAACACUGAAAAUAAUCACAGGCAUUCUGUUGAAAAAAACCCUCUUUCCAUUUUCCGUCUAGACAACAAGAAGGUCUUGUGAGAUCAUGAAACCAUGGGUGAGUUAUGAGGGACGUGAAAGUGAUGUUUCAAAAUCUCUAAUGGUUUUGAUGAAACUGAGCAGUGACAGUGACGUUUAAACAUGACAGAUUAAGCAAAAAUGAACAGUGCGGCUCUGAAUAUGUCGUGGAGUGUUUUUUUUUUAAGUGCAGCUGGAGGGAUCAAGCGAUACUAUUCUCUUUAACAAAUGUAAAAUAAAGUGUAUAAAGAUGACAAUGAGUUAUUCUCGUACAUUCUUGAAUGUCUUCCACUAAAAACUUUUUGGAAAAGUUUCAUAUUUGUCAUGACCAAAAAGUUAGUCAUCUUAUUGCCACAAAAUAAACGCACAAGGAGAUUCUUCUCACUCUGUUGUGUUUCUGUUUAGUUUUUUUUUUUUUUACAUUUAACACAGGCUCCGCAUAGCCACUCCAUUACUGAACAUCCCCCAUGUCCACAUAGCAUCUCUGUUGUAGGCUUAUCUGUAAAUAAAGUUAAUUUUAAGUAUU